AUGUCGAAGCAUCAUCCCGAUUUGAUCAUGUGCAGACGUCAGACUGGCAUCGCCAUCGGACGUCUCUGCGAGAAGUGCGAUGGGAAAUGUCCUGUCUGUGACUCUUAUGUGCGUCCUGAGACUCUUGUCCGCAUAUGCGACGAAUGCAACUUUGGCACGUUUGGUGGGAGGUGCAUCAUCUGCGGUUCUCCAGGUAUAUCUGAUGCGUACUACUGCGCUGAGUGCACGCGCUUGGAGAAGGACAGAGAUGGUUGCCCCAAGAUCGUGAACCUGGGAGCCAGCAGAACGGACCUGUUCUAUGAGCGUCGUCGUUUAGGCUUCAAAAAGGGAUGAGCUCCCUGUGCAGAUUUGUCCACACUGUUGUACUUUGACACGUGCUAGUCCAGGACGUGAAUGCAUUUCGAUGUUAUCGAACAUAUGUGUACAACAUGAACCAGUGAAUGAUAUAAAU
Molecule: messenger RNA, 451 nt
Organism: Dacryopinax primogenitus
Lineage: Eukaryota; Fungi; Basidiomycota; Dacrymycetes; Dacrymycetales; Dacrymycetaceae
Product: PHF5-like protein
Exons: 6
Coding region: 1-333 (110 amino acids)
Biological process (GO): mRNA splicing, via spliceosome
Cellular component (GO): catalytic step 2 spliceosome; U12-type spliceosomal complex; precatalytic spliceosome
Source: RefSeq, a predicted model, not a curated record